Molecule: messenger RNA, 3000 nt
Organism: Trichoderma gamsii
Lineage: Eukaryota; Fungi; Ascomycota; Sordariomycetes; Hypocreales; Hypocreaceae
Exons: 3
Coding region: 1-3000 (999 amino acids)
Biological process (GO): regulation of exocytosis; regulation of protein secretion; establishment of cell polarity
Cellular component (GO): cytoplasm; plasma membrane
Molecular function (GO): myosin II binding; syntaxin binding; GTPase activator activity
Source: RefSeq, a predicted model, not a curated record
AUGGCUGGCUUUCUGCGAGGCAAGCAGGCAGGCAUCCAGAAUGACCUGUCUGGCAGCAUCCGACCAGAGCUCUUUACUCCCGACGACCAUGCGCGAUACGGCCUCAACUCGCAGAUAAGCUGCUUUGCAUACGAUCCUGUGCAGUCUCUGCUUGCCAUCGGAACGGCCGAGAGCAAGUUUGGCCCGGGCAAGAUUUAUGUCUUCGGCCAACAACGCGUCCAGAAGACUUUGGAUCCGCCGCGACGAACCUCGUUCCAGUCUGUGCAGUUCAGCGCAAACCGUCUCGUCAGCCUCGACAGGAACAAUGAGCUCAGCCUUUGGGAUCUCGACACGGGAGAGCGUGUGGCGACGCAGGUCAUCGGCGGGACUGUGGCCGCGAUGGUGACGGAUCCCAUGCUCGACUGGGCUUUUAUCGGAAUGCAGAACGGAGACGUCUUGGCUUAUGACCUCGAUCGACACGGCCUCGCUCGCCAGUUUCGACUGCCAAACUUUUGGAGAGACAAGGAUCCAACGCAGCACACUGUCACAUUGAUCACCAUGUCGAUGCAUCCUCGAGACGCUGGAAAGCUCCUGAUCGGAUAUAGCCAUGGCGCAGUCGUCUAUACGUUUAAGCAGAAUCAGCCACAGCAGUUCAUGGAAUAUGUUUUGCCGCCUGGAGCGCCUGGGGGAAGCGGUGUCGGCAUGGAUGCUGUGCGCCGCCCCCGUUUGACUCAUGCGCUGUGGCAUCCUUCUGGAACCUUUAUUCUCACCGCACACGAAGAUGGAAGCUUGGUCUUCUGGGAUCCCAAAGAAGGAAAAAUUGUCAUGGCAAGAACCCUCACGGAGAUGGGCAUCCACCAUCCCACCCCAAGCGCACCAACAACGGGAUACUCUGAUCCUUUUGUCAAGAUAGCUUGGUGCUGCAAGAAGAACUGCGACGAUACAGGUUUACUGAUUGCAGGUGGCGAGGGUGUGGAUGCGUCUCCCAAGAGUUUGACAUUCAUCGAGCUUGGUAUGACGCCUAUAUACGCUACCUCCACCUGGCAGGCUUUGGAGAACCAUUUCCGCGGCAAGCGACAUAUUCCGUUAGCACUGCCACCGGGAGCUCAAGCGGUGGAUUUUCUGCUUAUUCCAAGAGACUCCCCCUAUUUUGGAGGCGCGCAGGAUCCCAUUGCCGUGGUUGUGCUGCUCACGUCUGGAGAGCUGAUUACACUGAGCUUCCCAUCAGGAUACCAAAUCAGCCCCACGAACCAGCUUCACCCGUCUACUUUCUUCGUACAUCCUUUUGUUACAAAGUUCAAUGUCUCCAGUGUCGAUCGACCUAGGUGGCUGACGAUGGUGGAGAAGAGAGACCAGGGAGAACCUAUCUUGAAGGGUGGAGCAGCUGGCCCGAGGCCGAAAAAACGAUUCGAAGAUCGCACAAUCAUUCAGACUGCACAUGCUGAUAGCAUUAUCAGACUAUGGGAUUCUGGACAUGCUGAUCAAAUUGAAAAUGAAGUCCAGCUGCAGGUUGACCUGGCCAGAGCCUUGGAUCGAUUUGAAGACGUGGAAGUUACGGCGAUGAGCUUGUCCAGCGCUACCGCCGAGUUCAUUGUUGGCACCAAGACAGGAGAGGCUGUAAUAUUUCGCUGGGGCGUGAACCACUCUUACGGGAGGAAUCAGCCCAAGCAGCUAGAUCCGAAUCCAAAGGGACUCUCGGACAUCAGCUCUAGGGCGGAGCCGAGCUUGAAGGAGGGACUUAAUCCAGCUGUCCUGUACGAGAUGAUGCAGGGCCCGGUCACUGCCGUUCAGAUAUCAAACGUUGGAUUCGCUGCGGUUGGAUCAGAGCUUGGCUUCCUGACACUGAUCGAUCUCCGGGGUCCCAAGAUCAUCUUUCAAGCUCCAAUGACUGAUUUUGCAAAGACCGAGAAUAGAAUGUCAUUCCUCAAGGGCCACUCGAGAUCGAGUUCGGCACCGCCGAAGGAGUGGCCCACGGUGAUUGAGUUUGGCGUGAUGACGCUGGAUGAUGACAAAUACUCAUCAAUUUGUUGCUUUGUCGGGACCAACAUGGGCAAAGUCAUUACUUUGAAGCUGUUGCCCGGCGGAGGAGGCUAUACGGCCGAAGUAGCAGGAACGGUGAACUUUGAUGGGAAAGUUGUGUCUCUGAACCCCAUUCAGGCUGAUACAGGCAAACCAGCGCUGGCCACAGGGCAUACUGUGGGCGGAUUGCGAGAGGGACGCCAAGUGAAUGGAGCUCUCGUUGCAGGCAAGUAUUCUCCUAUUCAAUCUCAUUCAUCUUGUUUGCCGCUAAUGCUGGGAAUAGUUACCGAAAAGGAAAUCAGGAUAUGCAGACCUGCUCACUCAAAAGGUGCUUCCAAAGAAUUCGACGAUGUGAUAUGCGAUUCGGCUUGCGUGGCAGAGCUUGAGCUGAAUGGUUAUGCUAUUGUUGCGGCCUUUAGAGACGGAUCAGCUCGAGCAUAUAGCAUUCCAGGCAUGCGAGACCUUGGUAGCGCGAAGCUCCCAAUGGUGGAUCGUACUCGAAGCACAGCAAGCAUUGUGACGCAAACAGGCGACAUAUUCGCCUGGGCAGGACCGGCAGAAAUGGCUGUUGUUCACGUUUGGGGAGCGGGCAAGGAGCUCCAGCAGUCCCCAGAUGUGCUGAUCAACCCCAAGAUUCCUAUCCCGACCCGGCCGACGAUUUCUAACCUUCAAUGGAUAAGCGGAACACAGCAUGUCUCGCCGCUGGAUCUCGACCUCUUGAUAGGAGGCCCCAACAGACCGCCUAGUCAGAGGAUGAUGGAGGCCGCUGCAGCGGAGCAACGUGCUGCCAAGAUUGGGAAUACUGUAGGAUCCUCCAAAGAGGGCUGGGGAGACUAUUUGACGCGGCAGCUCAACGAGAGAACGGAGAAGCUGAAUCUUAUGGGAGAUACGAUGAAUACGCUGCAGGAACAAUCGGAAGGAUGGGCGGAUGACGUUAGCAAGUUUGUGGGGAGACAGAAACGGAGUAUGGUUAUGGGGGCUCUAUCGUCGAAAUUCUUCUAA